AUAUAUAUUAUACUAUAUUCAUAUACUUAUAUACAUAUAUAUAUAAGCUGAUGAAGGGAGGAGAACUUGUGGUUCAGAGGUUAAUACAACUGCCUAACAUGCAGGCAGCCCAAGUUCGAAUCCAAGUAAGGGUAUGGCUAGUUGAUGAGCGCUAAAUAGCUUGCAAUAGAUCUAUGCUAGUCUCCCUUUAUUUCUUUAUCAACGAAAUAUAAAUUUGAUACAUAUAUACUUAUAAUUUAUACCUAUAUUGUCAUAAUAUUACUAUAGAAUAAUAUAAUAAUGAGGUGUGGAAGAGUUAUACUAGGGGAAGUGGGGAAACCCAGAAGGGAAGUAUUAAUUAUUGUAUGUUAUUUUGGAAAAAUACUCUUCGAUUUUUGAAGAUGACAAGUACUUCAACUAUCAUAAAAAUAGGAAAGAAAGCAUCAUCAACUCCAACAUCUGCAACAUCAUCCCCAUUGAGUCAGCGGUCAAUAGAAAGCAUGUUAGGCGUGGAGAAAUCAAGUUCCAGGCAGAACAUGCAGGCAAUGUUGCUUACGAUACAAGAAAUUAUGACAAAAACCCAGGAAUCUAUAUCGAGAAACCAUGAGGAGAUUAAAAGUGAGAUGGGAGAAAUGAAAAGAGACCGAAAGACAUCCGAAAGAUGAAUGACAAAAUAGAGAACAUCCAACAAACAAUGACCAAGAAAGAACAAAGAAUACAAAAUGUAGAAAUAAGAGCUGAACAAACAGAAAAGAAAAUGGAAGCAAUGGAACAAAAGCUAACUCUGGCCAAUAGGAACUUAGAAGAGACAAUAGUCUUUCUAGAAAUGGAAAAGGCAGCUUUCUUUCUGAGGUUCCGGAAUAUAGUAGAGGAUAAAGAGGAAGACCUGGUUAAGGUUAUGACAGAUCUGCUGGCGACUAUACUACAGAAAAACAAGCAUGACAUACAAGGAGACAUUGACGAGGUUUUUAGAAUCCAAACUAACUACACAAGAAGACACAAAUUACCAAGAGAAGUGUACAUGAGGUUCACUAAAAAGACAAUAAGAGACGAAGUAUAUAAAAGAACGAGGGAUGAAGCCAUGAUGUACAAAGGGAGAGAAAUCCAAAUUUUAAAACAGAUACCUAGGAGAGUCAGAGAACAGAGGAGACAAUAUCAAUUCUUGUCCACACAGUUGAUCAAAUACAACGUGACGUUUAGAUGGUUGAUUCCGGAAGGAAUGCUGAUCUCAUGGCAGGAAAAGAAAUUUAGGAUCAAUACACUUGACAAAGGACACGAAUUCUUUGAACAUUAUUUCACAACAGAUGAAGACCCGGAGAGUAGGGAGGAAGUAGGAAGAAGUGCCAAGAAGAACAUUACCCAGAAGAAAAAGAUGUAGAGCGAGAGGAAAGUUCAUGUUAAUUCUUAAUAUGGUUUGGUUUAGGAUUAUUCUCUUAUGUGAAUCAGAACUAGAUUAGUGUCUUAUGUGAACAAGGCUAUUUUAGUAUCCUUGUUGUAUAGCAACCUGCCUGCACGUGCUCCUUGAUUCCAUAAACGAAUUGGUGAUGGAGUUUUGUAGGCUUAUGGUUCUCGAGGACUUCAAUCUGACUUCCAUGGAAGUGAGGUACAUCAUUCUAAUUUCUAUCUAAAGAUAAAUCUAUGACUGCAAACAAGCAAUCACCUACUCCCACACAGAAGGCAUUUGGAAAGUAAAGUAUGCUUUUUUAAAACAAACAAUCAGCUUAUUACAGAAAGUCUAUUUUAAUGAUGACUGAAGUAUUGGAGAGUUUACUUAUGUAGCUUUCUGCAUUACAUUUCAACUUUGAUUUUUUUUUUGAGGGGGGGUGACAUAAAACCCUUGUUGGAAUUUCUGCUUCUGUAUAUUUUGGAUCUUCUCAGACCAGGAGCCUACUGUCAGAAUUGUAAAUCUAUUCAUGUGUGUUUUCCUUAAGUGAGGGAAAUGACACAUGAUCCAUCGAAUGCUCUUUAAUCUCAUUUAAGAACCCAACACUGCUGAUCAAAGCAUGUUUAUUCAGGAAGAAGGAUUACAGUUUGCCAACUGUCAUUUCAUUUUAUGAUGUGUUUGUAAUUUACUUGUUCUUUGUUCCUUAAUAUAAGGUACUUCAACACUCUUA
This is a messenger RNA of Pantherophis guttatus, 2093 nucleotides long. NCBI's taxonomy places the organism in Eukaryota, Metazoa, Chordata, Lepidosauria, Squamata, Colubridae. The record is from RefSeq and is a predicted model, not a curated record.